Messenger RNA from Aspergillus alliaceus, 2538 nucleotides. Its product is annotated as DEAD/DEAH box helicase. The coding region runs from base 256 to 2196 and encodes 646 amino acids. Gene Ontology annotation, cellular component: mitochondrion. Gene Ontology annotation, molecular function: nucleic acid binding; ATP binding. Lineage: Eukaryota; Fungi; Ascomycota; Eurotiomycetes; Eurotiales; Aspergillaceae. The record is from RefSeq and is a predicted model, not a curated record. The transcript has 2 exons.
AUCGGGGAAUAAAUCUCGCCUUCUGACUGGCUAAUCGAGAGCCUCUCCGACUUUGAACAAUUUUCUGCCGGACAUUUUUUCUCUUCUCUCUGUCGCCUCCAAACAACAAACCAUCUCCUUCCCAUCCAUCACUUCAAUCAUCUGAAUUGGUUGAAUUUAUUUGUUUCUUUGUCUAUUCCGCUCUAUUUCAUACCCAGGUUUCUUUUUAUAUAUUACAAGUUCCUCAGUACCCGUUUUUCUACCUUCGCUCCCAUCAUGUUGGGCGCUCUCCGCCGAAAUGGCGUUGCCCAUGCGCUGCGCGCUUCUGCUCCCCGGUCUCUGUCGGCCAGAGUGAUCCCCCAACGGUUGCAAUGGCUUUCUCCGUCACUCCCAGCAGCUUCACACGUGCCCCGGUCCCUUUUCCAUACAACCAAGGUCACUUUCUCUGCCGCUGCGGAAGCCCAGGCGCAGAGUACUGCACCCCAAACGGACCAGCCUGAGCGACUAUCCGACUUCAAGCAGCUGGGAGAUCAAGGACUAGUCGACCCCAUCAUCAUCCGUACUAUUACCAAGAACAUGGGCAUCAAGACGAUGACGGAUGUUCAGAGCAUGACAAUCCAAGAAACUCUGAAAGGCAAUGAUAUGUUGGCUCAAGCAAAGACCGGGACUGGCAAGACGAUUGCUUUCCUUCUCCCCGUGUUGCAAAACAUCUUGAACGACCCUACUGUUGAUCGCCGAAACAGGCGAGGAGGAGCUACAUCGGCAGAUAUCCGUGCCAUCAUAAUCUCCCCAACUCGUGAGCUUGCGGAGCAGAUUGCGACAGAGGCGGCGAAAUUAGCUGCUGGUACAGGGCUUGUGGUGCAAGCGGCUGUUGGUGGCACUCGUAAGACCGAGGGCCUAAUGCGGAUCCAGAGACAGGGCUGCCACUUGUUGGUUGGCACGCCCGGUCGACUCAAGGACAUCUUGUCCGACCCCUCAAGUAGGGUCCGGGCCCCCAAGCUGUCUAGCUUUGUUCUCGAUGAGGCAGAUCGCUUGCUAGAUGACGGCUUCGCUCCUGAAAUCAUGGAAAUCCAGCGCCUACUCCCGGACCCCAUGAGCGUCGAACGCCAGACGCUCAUGUUUUCGGCUACUGUUCCGCGGGAAGUCAUGUCCAUUGUUCACCAAACCAUGAAGCCCGAUUUCAAGAUUGUGAAAACCGUGCAGGAAGACGAAGUACCCACUCAUCUUACGGUCCCUCAGAAACUUGUCGUCCUUGAUGGCUGGCAGAAUGCAUUGCCCGCCAUUCUUGAAUUAGCCAAAAAUUACCAAGCUCGCAUGGCCAGUGACUCCAGUGCUCGCCCUUUCAAGGCCAUUGUUUACUUUAAUUCCACUAUGCAAGUAAGCUUGGCCUACGAAGUAUUUUACAACUUGCGCAAAGAGCCAGGUAACCGCCGGAGCGGCCACCCUUUGAACCGGAUACACCUGCUUGAGCUCCAUUCGCGUCUGUCUCAAGGUCGGAGAACGAAAACUUCCGACUUCUUCCGGAACAGCCGUUCUGCUAUCCUCUUCUCGUCCGAUGUGACAGCGAGAGGGUUGGACUUCCCGGAUGUUACUCAUGUCAUUCAAGUUGGAGCUCCUCGUGGACGGGACACAUACAUUCACCGUAUUGGACGUACUGGACGAGCAAACAAGGAAGGUGAAGGAUGGCUCCUCAUUCAUCCUGGCGAAAACGCUUUCAUCCAGAGACACCUUAGAGGCCUCCCCCUUGAAAAGGAUCACUCGCUGCCCACGGCUUUCUCCGACAUGAGUCAGGAGUCAAGUGACAAUAUCACUCCGGCCGCUGCGGAGUCCAUAGCGCAAGUCAAGGCUGCUAUGCAUGAGGUGCCCGAAGAUAUCCGAGAGCAGGCGUGGAAGUCUCAAUUAGGCACUCAGCUCGCGGUCUUUUCCCGCACGAGGGAUAUGAUUCUAGCCAUGAACGAGUUCUCUACCCACGGAUACUAUUUGCCUGAACCUCCCGCAGUUUCCCCUAAUCUGGCGAGAAAUAUGGGCCUCGCAGAUGUGAGGGAGAUGAGGAGAGGUUUCAGAGGUCAGCGUGGCGAUAGUCGUGGUUCAUGGUCGCCCCGCAGUGAGGGCCAAUUCAGGGGAGGCCGUAGCCAAGGCCGCAACGGAGAUCGUAACGAUAGACGCUCCUCCGGCCCUCGCGAUUAUAACCGCUGGGACAACUAUGAACGCUAUUAAUUCUGACUGACAAAAUAUGUUCUCUCUAUUACGCUUAUUUUUCGGGACUUAAUUGAAAGAACAAACCUCCGAUUGCAUUGGGCGGCGUUAUCUAUGGUUGCUACACUUACUCUGUAUAUUCUACCAGAAAACGAACUUUCUCCUCUCCGAUUGUAUUCCUAUCAUGUAUGCCCGUUCUAUGCCACUUUGGGAUACCACCUGACUUAUCUUCUUUCUUCUGAUCUGUUGAUAUGGUGUACUAGGUGUGUUCAGGGCAACUGGGCACAGGGUUUCUGAUCUAGACCGUCACCUUUUGUACUGGAUAUACUUGGGCUGGGACGGACAGGCACUGGGCGUGUAUUA